Cryptomeria japonica (Japanese cedar) is the source of this 858-nucleotide messenger RNA. Its product is annotated as dirigent protein 1. The coding region runs from base 231 to 731 and encodes 166 amino acids. Lineage: Eukaryota; Viridiplantae; Streptophyta; Pinopsida; Cupressales; Cupressaceae. The transcript has a single exon. The record is from RefSeq and is a predicted model, not a curated record.
AGCGCCAGAGAUUCUUCCACGCGCAACACCAGCUCUAGAAAUUAAUUGCAGAGAAAAUGGUACUUGCAGAGUCAGAAGAACGUGAUAACGACCUCAAUCUGACAACUAACGAAAAGUAGUCUACCUAAUUCACUUACUGAAAGAAGACCUCGUUAAAACCUCCAUACCUUAAUCAGAAGGCCCUACCUUGGUACAGAAAAUACUGAGUCGUCUCGUUUGUACUCCAAAAAAUGGCCAAAGGCGGUGUAAUAGUGGCCAUUCUGUGUCUACUGGUGUUAUGCGGCAAAAGAGCAGAGGCCACGGACAAGACCAUUGUAUUUUAUAUGCACGACAUAGUGAGCGGAUCGAACCAGACGGCGAAACCAGUUGUUCCAGAUGGAACCACCAACAAUUUGGCCUUCGGUGCGAUUACGGUUAUUGAUGACCUGCUGACACAGUCGGCCGACCCUUCUUCGAGCGUUGUGGGAAGAGGGCAGGGCAUGUACAUCACAGCGGCCCAGGAUUCCUCCACUCUUUUGCUCGUUUUCACGGCCGUGCUUACUAGUCCCGAGUAUAAUAGUAGUACCAUUAGCUUGCAGGGCGCCGACAAGUUAAUGCAGGCGCAGAGAGAUAUUCCUGUUCUUGGAGGAACCGGAAUGUUCAACUUUGCUCAGGGUUAUGCAACAAUGGAGACUGCUUCUCUCAGCGGAUUUAACGCCGUGCUCAAAUUUACCGUCUUUUUGCGUUAUUAGAUGCUUCGGUUCUCGGUCUGGUUCGUGGCUGUUUAUUUUGAACGCCAAAUGUUUUCUGAUGGAGUCUUCGACUCACUGUAAAAGAUUUAGUCAUUGAUUUCAAUAAUAUAUAAAGCUUGAAUUUGAA